AUGAAAGUUUGUGUGAAAUGUACUCACAUUAUUUCCUUCUUUCCAAGAAGCCACCUCCACCACAUGGAACUGAGCAACAAAACACAAAUUUCAGAAUUUCUUCUCCUGGGAUUUUCAGAGAGACCAGAACUGCAGCCCCUCAUAUUUGGGCUUUUCCUCUCCAUGUACCUGAUCACUGUGUUUGGAAACCUGCUCAUAAUUUUGGCCAUCAGCACAGACCCCAACCUCCACACACCCAUGUACUUCUUCCUCGCCAAUCUGUCCUUCGUAGAUAUUUGCUUCACCUCCACCACGAUUCCAAAGAUGCUGGUGAACAUCCAGACUCAGAGCAAAGUCAUAACUUAUGAGGACUGCAUCACACAGAUUUAUUUUCUCAUUCUCUUUGCUGUACUGGACGUCUUCCUCCUGAGUGUGAUGGCCUAUGACCGGUUUGUGGCCAUCUGUCACCCCCUGCACUACAUGGUCAUCAUGAACCCCCGGCUCUGUGGGCUGCUGGUUCUGGUGUCCUGGAUCAUGUGUGUCCUGAAUUCCCUGUUACAAAGUUUAAUGAUGUUGCGGCUAUCCUUCUGUACACACUUGCAUAUCCCCCACUUUUUUUGUGAACUCAAUGAGAUGCUCCAGCUUGCCUGUUCUGACACCUUUCUUAACAACGUGGUGAUGUAUCUUGCAGCUGUCCUGCUGGGUGGUGGUCCUUUUGCUGGGAUCCUUUACUCUUAUUCCAAGAUAGUGUCCUCUAUACGUGGGAUUGCAUCAGCUAAGGGCAAGUAUAAAACGUUUUCCACCUGUGCGUCUCACCUGUCGGUCGUGUGUUUAUUUUACUGUACGAUGCUUGGUGUGUACCUCAGCUCUGCUGCUACCCAGAGCUCCCACUCAAGUGCCACAGCCUCGGUGAUGUACACGGUGGUCACGCCCAUGCUGAACCCCUUCAUCUACAGCCUGAGGAACAAAGACAUAAAGAGUGCUCUGAAAAGAAUUUUUUGGGUUCAAGUGAUGUAAUGGCCAACUGUCUUGGGGUUGGAGACAUGUGCAUGAUUGCAGGGCAGAGCCUCAGAACCAAGAACUGCUCUUCCUUGAAUAGACUUUGGCAGGAGAAUCUGCUCCUUCUGUUUUUCUCCUGGAAUUUCCACUUGUUUGCUUUCAACUUCUCUAUACAUUUAAGGA
This is a messenger RNA of Acinonyx jubatus (cheetah), 1161 nucleotides long. Its product is annotated as olfactory receptor-like protein OLF4. Lineage: Eukaryota; Metazoa; Chordata; Mammalia; Carnivora; Felidae. Gene Ontology annotation, biological process: G protein-coupled receptor signaling pathway. Bases 1 to 996 code for a protein of 331 amino acids. Gene Ontology annotation, cellular component: membrane. The record is from RefSeq and is a predicted model, not a curated record. The transcript has a single exon. Gene Ontology annotation, molecular function: olfactory receptor activity; G protein-coupled receptor activity.